This is a messenger RNA of Suillus subalutaceus, 519 nucleotides long. RefSeq names its product ubiquitin-conjugating enzyme/RWD-like protein. The record is from RefSeq and is a predicted model, not a curated record. NCBI's taxonomy places the organism in Eukaryota, Fungi, Basidiomycota, Agaricomycetes, Boletales, Suillaceae. The coding region runs from base 1 to 519 and encodes 172 amino acids. The transcript has 8 exons. Gene Ontology annotation, cellular component: cytosol; endoplasmic reticulum.
AUGAAUACAAAGGGCAGUAGCGCAACUGCACUACGACGAUUAAUGACCGAAUACAAGCAAUUGACCUCAGGAGGCUCGCCCGACGGGAUGUUCACUGCAGGUCCAAUCUCAGAGUCGGACUUCUUCACUUGGGAAGCGCUUAUCUGUGGUCCAAAAGAUACACCAUUUGAGGGUGGCGUCUUUGUCGCCAAGCUCACUUUUCCACAGGACUAUCCACUAUCGCCUUUCAAGAUGAAAUUCGACCCUGCCUUAUUCCAUCCGAACAUUUAUCCGGAUGGAAACGUCUGCAUAUCGAUCCUCCACACGCCCGGAGAUGAUCCUACCAUGUAUGAACAAGCAUCUGAAAGAUGGAGUCCUGUGCAGAGCGUUGAGAAGGUGAUCUUGAGUGUUAUUUCCAUGCUUGCCGAACCAAAUCUGGAGAGUGGCGCUAACAUCGACUGUUGCAAGUUGUAUCGGGAGAACAAACCAGAAUAUGAAAGGCUGGUCAGGGAGUCGAUUAGGCAACAACUAGGUGUAUGA